This is a messenger RNA of Funneliformis mosseae, 432 nucleotides long. The record is from the annotation of a GenBank genome assembly. NCBI's taxonomy places the organism in Eukaryota, Fungi, Glomeromycota, Glomeromycetes, Glomerales, Glomeraceae.
AUGAAAGACUUCACAGAGAUGGGAGACUUCGUAUUCUUUUAUGAAUGUGUGAUAAAGUGGGCAUUGUUAACGCAAGAAGUCAAGGAAGGUUUUGAAGAAUCAAGAGCACAAAAGAGGCCUUCAAGGCUUUCAUACAUUAAUGGCUUAACUCAAGUUAUUGCUAAAGUGCAGGAUGCGUGUUCUAUUGAAGAUAUUUUCCCUGUGGAAUUGAUACCAAAGAUAUCAGUUGUUAGUAUACCUAGUGACCAAUGUGAUAAUAUCAAUUCUUCACCUUCAAGUGAAAAUCCUGGGUAUAAUAAUUUCACCAAUAAUUCUGAGCUUAUAAAAGUCAUUCAGAAACUGAUAAAAUGUUACAAUCAGAAUAGUACUCUUGAUAACCUUAAUGUUGAUAUACUUGAAUCAGAAAAUCAAAUAGUAAAGGGUUUGAUAUAG